This is a messenger RNA of Piliocolobus tephrosceles (Ugandan red Colobus), 267 nucleotides long. Its product is annotated as defensin-6-like. Lineage: Eukaryota; Metazoa; Chordata; Mammalia; Primates; Cercopithecidae. The transcript has 2 exons. The record is from RefSeq and is a predicted model, not a curated record. Gene Ontology annotation, cellular component: extracellular matrix. Gene Ontology annotation, biological process: innate immune response in mucosa; defense response to Gram-negative bacterium; cellular response to lipopolysaccharide. The coding region runs from base 1 to 267 and encodes 88 amino acids.
AUGACUGCGAAUGACGAACCCUCACCUUCCUUCCUUACUGCUGUUCUCCUGGUGGCCCUCCAGGCCCAGGCUGAGCCACUCCAAGCCAAGGAUGAGCUACUCCAGGCAAGCACUUAUGAAGCUGAUGCCCAGGAGCAGCGUGGCGCAGAAAACCAGGACUUUACUGUCUCCUUUGCAGGGAAUGCAAGCUCAAGUCUUAGAGCCUCGGGUAAGAGACACCAGCAUUGCAGAGCUAGAAGUGUAGAGAGGAAAAACAAGCACGUCUAG